Messenger RNA from Haplochromis burtoni (Burton's mouthbrooder), 7717 nucleotides. It is a transcript of the gene ppp1r3ab, whose product is annotated as protein phosphatase 1, regulatory subunit 3Ab. Gene Ontology annotation, cellular component: protein phosphatase type 1 complex. Gene Ontology annotation, molecular function: glycogen binding; protein phosphatase 1 binding. The transcript has 4 exons. Gene Ontology annotation, biological process: regulation of glycogen biosynthetic process. Lineage: Eukaryota; Metazoa; Chordata; Actinopteri; Cichliformes; Cichlidae. The record is from RefSeq and is a predicted model, not a curated record. Bases 57 to 3923 code for a protein of 1288 amino acids.
CAGUUGCCAGAAGCAGCGCAGUUCAUUUUCACGCUGAGUCUCUCACAGAGAGCUUCAUGGAUUUUUGGGGGCAGCCAAGAGGGUCUGGGGCCUGUAACUUCUUAGGAGUCCCAGUCCUCAGCUCCUGGGACGUGGACGAUGAUGAGGGCGAGGUGGUCAUCGGCAUCAGGCCAAAAUCCUCUCCUCUCCCACGGAGAAAGAGCUCUGUGUCUGAUGAGGACUCGGAGCCUGAGCCUCCCAUGUGUGGCUCCAGGAGAGUUUCCUUCGCAGAUGCCAAAGGCCUCAAUUUGGUUCAAGUGAAGGAGUUCGACACGUGGGACGUGCCCAAACUGCCAGGAUACGACACAUCUGAUGGGGAAGGCAAUGAUGAAGAUGAAUACAUUCUUUCACCUCUUAAUUUUUCCCUCCCGUUAUUAACCGAGGAGCUACUGACCAAGGUCCAGGAGCAGAAAGUAGAGCUGGAAAAAAUUGAGUUACUUCCAGGGACCACAAUAGUAAAAGGGGUGGUGCGCGUCCUCAACAUCUCCUUCACUAAGGCGAUAUAUGUUCGAACAACUUUGGACUGCUGGUCCAGCCACUUUGACCUCCUGGCUGAGUACAUCCCUGGUUCCAGCGAUGGGCUGACGGACUGUUUCUCAUUCACGCUCACUUUGUGGCCUCCAUUUCGGGACGAGGGGGCCAGAGUUGACUUUUGUCUGCGGUAUGAAACACCUGUGGGGACGUUCUGGGCCAACAACGCCAACAAGAACUACGUCCUGUCAUGUUUCCGCAGAACAAAGGAAAACGAUCAGCCACAGAAGGAAAAAGUGAACAAGAAAAGCUGCCUCAAGACAGCCAGUUCGAACUCCAGCGUGGAAAACAGUUCAGGAAAGGAGUCGUCAACACAGGGAAAUAUUGCAGCAGAUGUGUCCAACAGUGGACUAGAGGGUGACACUUUGAAAUCUAAGAAUGAUCAGUCAGGAAUGUCAGAGGAACAUGGACAGAAAUUACUGAUUGAGAGCGGAGUAAACGACAGCCAAAGGAGUUGCAGAAAGGCUGCACGGAUGGCCCGGGUGAGGGACUACUUUGCUCAAAGAAACGGAGACGCCAACAACGCAGAUAGAGACGAAUCACCUCCAGGGGUACCACAGGCAGCUCGAGAAGAAACCCCAAAGGAAAGCCAUACAGAUGUGCAACUGUUUGCUGAGAGCAACCGCAAACCAGAAGGUUCCCAAGCAAAGUGCAGCAAACCCCUCCUCAGUGUUUCACAUGUUUUGUCACCAGCACUUGACCGAACGUCUGAGAACGAGCCAGAGAAAUCUGAGAGCAUUGCUUUGGCUGCCUCAGUCACAUUAGCAGAAGGUGAGAGUGCCACGGACAUCCAAGAUGACCUGUUUGAUAAUUUUGCUCAAGCAGAACAGCAACAUACCAAAUCUCAGGACAGUAGUCAGGAGGCAGACAUGGGUCAUGAAUACAUUAGCAGAACAGCAGUGAGAAAUGAAAGUCUUGUUGGCCAGACCAGCAGCUUCACAUUUGGCACUGUGGUGGCUCCGCUGUAUCACCAGGUGUUUGGCAGAGUGGGAAGUGAAAGUCAGAGAGGAGCUGGCUGGGAAAAUCCUGCACGGGCUACACUGAAUAUUGGAGGCUUACAUCCUCACACUGGCAUGAGACAGAUUAGUUGCACUGUUUCAACAGAUAUUAAAAGUAACAAUAGUAAAGCACUUCGAAAUGUGAUUAAUAACCAGAAAUCAAACCAGGAAUGCACAGACAUAGCACCAUGCAAUAAUCGUGUUGAAGAAGAAGAAGAAGAAGAAGAAGAAGAAGAAGAAGAAGCAAGUUUAAGUCUGACAUUAAAUGCAGAGACUCUGCAGGUUCUGGCUGGGACUGAAAAUACAGACGGGAGAUGCACAAGCACACUUAAGGGUUCACAAACUUGUUUAGAAGACACAUUAAGCUGUCCUGAGACUGUAAACAUUUUAUCGCAAGCAGAUUUGUUGAAUCCACAAAUACCGGCUGAGAGUUUAUAUCCCUGGGGAGAAGCACAGGAAGACAGUGUAACACAUGACCCCCAAGGCCAAAUUACAGCAGAAACAACACAGUGUCCACUCCCAGGGAAUCCAUGUACACAUGAUAAAACUAAUCUGGAUGAAACGCACGCAAAAAGCGAUACACAUGAAGUCAGGACCAGUCCGCAAACAUCAUUUGUAAAACUUGAAAGCUCUGGGGACCUGCUGGGACAUGUUAAUGAAGAACCUGACCAACAGAGCGCCGACUUAGAAGAAAAAUGCCAUGAAUGUGAGUUAAUCAAAGCUCUGUGUCCUGGUAACGCAUCUUUUAGUGAGGUUAAACCAUGUGAAGACUUGCAUAAGUUGAAUUUGCACCACAAUGACAAUUCAGUUACAAAAGCAACUGUUCCUGACUGCAAACUUGUGGAGAAAUCAGAUUUCACAACACCCGAGACACUUCUGGAAGCUCGAGGAGAAACUAACAACAUGGGAGAAGGCAGUAAAAUGACACACGGCUCACUCAAAGAUGAAUCAAAAUCCUCUGGUGAAACUGAGGUAACAGGGGAGUUGGCUGAAUGUGUGACUACAGAGACACAGGAAAAAACAGAGCAUUGCAAAAUCAAAGCUAAGGAGGAGGCUCUCUGUUUAGGAGAAAUCACUGAAGUGAAGGACUGGGAAAUGAUGGUUAAAGAAGAAGAAAACAACAUUUUAAUACACGAAGAAGAAAGGGAGAUAGUAUAUUUAAAUCCGGGCGUCUGUGAAGUAAGAGAAAAAGAAAUUGCAAAUGAGGAAUUUGUCAAGGCGAGGGCAGUGACAGGAGUAGAAGAGGACAGCGAAACAAUCGGAGAGGCUAUCGCUGGAGAAGAUGGUGCCAGUACUGAGGUAGAAUGUGCUCAAGUCAUAAAGAUGAACAAAACAGGUGGAAGGGAAGAAUUAACUGAGGAGAACCAAGUACAAGAAACAGAGGGACCAGUAGAGACAGAGCUGCACACAAAAAAACACUUUGCAGGAAAAGAGGUCAGUAUUGAAUGGGCACACAUCCAAGAAAACGAGGAGAUAAAGGGAGAUGGGAAAAUAAACGUGAAUAAGGAAGGUGAAGGCAGAGCAGAGCGGGAGAAAGAACCAAAGGAGGGAAACGGAGAGGAGCUGGAUCCACGUUACGAAUUCCUAAAUUACAGAGCAGCAGAGGCGGAGCUUGUAGAAUCACAUUCACGUGUGGCGAAACAGGAACAAAAAGAUCCAGAACUGUGUUUGGAAGAGAAGUUAGAAAUUACAGGAAGCAAGGAUGGAGAGGUUUUAUCUGCUCUGGUGCACAGUGGGCUGAAGGGUGGCGACGAGAGCGUACCAGUGAAAGAAAAUAUAGGAGAAGAGCAAAGUGCACACAUUCAAACUGAAAAACAAUGUCUUCACACCACAAAAGCUCAGUCAGAAGAUGGAAAUGGUUGUGCUUCUGCAGAGGGGGGCGCUUUAACGGAUGAACCUGAAAGUGAUCAAACAAGCCAGGACAGCGCUUCGGCAGAGUCGGACUCGGGCGAUGAGGUGGAGCUGUACAUGCACUGCCUGAGGGCCGUCGGCACAGGAGGAUGGUCCCACGAAGACAAGAGCACUGUGAGCAAAAGGCCCCGUCUAAGCAGAACCAAACUGCUGUCUGCCACUAUGCCGCCCAUCACUGAAUAUCACGAUGAAGAACAACACCUCAGUUGCCUUCAGGAGAAGCUUGAAGACAGCAAUGCCGCUGUUUCCCCUGCAGAGGAGCGCAUGGGUCAGAGUGUUUUGUCCUGGACAGACACGUUUUCCUGUAGCAAUAUUGCAAAAUCACUGCUAUAUGCAACCCUGCUGGUGGUGUUUUUAGUUGUGACAUACCAUUAUGACUUUUUUGCCUGUUUGGGCCUCUACUUGAUAUCUCUGGUUUGGCUCUGCUGCCGAGAAGAGAAGUAACCAGUUAAAAAUGACAACACAAUGGGCUGAAUUAAAAUGUAAUAAUAAUAAUAAAAAAAACAAUAUGUUUGAUUUUAAAGGUUUUCAGAGUGUACAUGGUACUGAUGUGAUACCCAAUUCUUCUUCCAGUGAUGACUAAUGCAUGAUUUAGACUGAUUUUUGCAGGAGAUCUAUGCUGUUACUUAUACUGUAAACUCCUUUAACCCUGCACCAUAACCUUCCGCGCAACCUGCUGCAAGCCCACCGAAAUGUAACUACAUGUCGGGGUGUCGCAGCAUCGACUCGAACAGCGUGGAUGGAUGUGGCGUAGGGGGAAAAGGGGCUUCCGGUUACAUCGUGAGUUAGGAAGUAGAUUUCCAGCAGAAGUCCAAAUUAAGCUCAAGAAGACACAGUUAGGCAGAUAUCACACACAUUUGCUGUCAUAAGUCAUUAUUCUCAAUGCUUCACUGUACAUAAAACCUACAUUACAAUGAUUACAUUGAUCAGUUCUGCAGCUUUUUCAAGGUGAAAUACACUACUCACUGAAGCUAAUGAGAAUGUUUAAUUUUAAUUUUAAUUUUUCGAUCAUGCUUUAAAAAAAUGAAAUAUUUUUCUGGUAUACUACAUUUAUUUUUUAGUGUAGAUGUCAUGCGCAUGUUUUUUGUUUUUAGGUGUAGCCCUAAAAUCAGUAUCCAUGUGCAGGUUCAUCCAGGUCAGGGUAGUCUUGAGAGACUAAGGAAAGGAAGGAAAUUGGAUUUCUUUGGGUUUGUGAUGAUGUUUUUCUAAUCAUCCAAGAGGCUUCUUCGGUUCUAAAAAAUGGUAGAGGGUCCAAGUAUUUAGACUCUGGUAAAAGGUAUGAGUCAUUACUGUUACCAGGGAUUAAGGGCUGAAACCACUACGAGACCUUUCCCCAAUCCAUCAUGUGACCGACUGAGGUCACCUGAGGUGAGGUAAAUGGUUCUUAAAUGGUGCUUUUCUGCUCAAGCUAUCAAAACACCGUAUGCCACACCCAUUCACACACACACAUGAUACUGAGUUACAUCACUUUUUUCCUGCAUCUAAGUGCUUUUUAACUAACAUUUACAGUCCAGUGAACGCACUCAGCGUUUAGUAUCUUCUUUGGCCAGGUCACACUCACCCCAAUGGUUUGAGUGGGGUCAUUGAAGUUCCUGGGAUGAAUGAAUAAACCCAGAUAGAAAUCAAGUCACUUGGACCCAUAACUUUUGUUUUCAACUUUGACUUUUAGCUGUGCAAGCUGAACACAGCUGCUGUAUGACUUCAGGGAAAAAAGGAUUAGCGUUCCCUUUUAAAAAGAAACACCAUAACAUUUAUAAGCCGGACACACAAAAGGUAUAAACAGGGGCUUCUUUUUGAUUUGAAGUGUUUCUAAAUAAAGACAGGAUGGUUCCGAGGUAUCAUGUGAAACACGUUGUAAUGCUGUCUUUUGUCUGGAAGCUCACUGACUUUGUUUAGUUUGCAGCCAUGAAACUACCCAGUUAGUUGACCUAAAAAGGUGUUUCUCUCAGAAGUAAACCCUUUAGAGCAAUAGCAAUGCAGUUUUAUUAGCUUGGCUGACAUGUUGACUAAACCCUAUACCUCUUGGAUUGUUUAAUAACUUUUACAAAGUGAAAGAUAGUCAGGCAACUGUCGUCUUUGUCAGACUAACAGGUGCCUAUCUGACCUCUUUUUAGGUGUUUUUACUUGGAUACAAUGAUAAAUCAAAUGUGCCGUGAGAAUGGGGAUAAUGCAUUUUUAAAAGUUCGUUUCAUUAGAAAUACUAGCAUUAAAAAUUUUAUAUAUAUAUAUAUAUAUUUCUAUUGUGUAUUGUGUGAGCCACACUUUAUGAAGCAUAGAAUUGCUUUAGAAGCAAAGGGAAAUCAAAUUGAUACAAUAAAAAUCAUUUAAACCGAGAUGAGACGCAAUUUAAUAAAUUGUAACUCAUAGGGCCAUUUUUUCCUCCACCAAAAUAUUAGUACAUGUCUCGGGUUCCACAAUACAUCUAAUAAGCAUAUCUCCAGCUAAAUAAACAGUGCCUUAGCCACCAUGUGAUGUGUGAUAUUUUGGGAGAGAGAAAUACUUCACUGUCAGAGGGUUUAAGAAUUUAUAACUACAACAAAAGUUUAAAUAAAGCUACAGCUGUCCUCACUUCACAUGAAAUCUGUGUUUAAACUGCAAAUAAAUAGACACCCUCUCCAGACACUUCAUAAAGUACACUGUACUAAAAUCAGGUUGGACUCCCCUUAUCCCUUCAGAGCUGCCUCAAUUCACAGAUUCAACAAGGUGCUGGAAACACUGCUCAGAUAGUUUGGUCCCUAUUAACAUAGCGUCACACAGUUAGUGUGGAUUUGUUGGCUGCAUAUCUAUGAUGUGAAUAUUCUGUUGCACGCUCUAUUGGACAUAGAUCUGGUAACUGUGGACGCCAUCUGAGGUCAGUGAACUCACUGUCAUGUUCAAGAAGCUGGUUUAUAAUUAUUUGAGCUUUGAGCUCUAUUAUCCUGCUGGAAGCGUCCACUGGAAAAUAGGAAUACUGUGGUCAUAAAGGGACGGACAUGAUCAGCCACACACAACAGGAAGGCAUCUAAAAUUUUAUUCAUGUUGUAGAAUGUAGUCCCUGUGAUAAAACUGUAGAUUUCUAAUAUUUGUUAUUACCUCGAGUCCAUGUGGACAUGGUUCUGCUGAACACAGAUGUAAUAAGUCCACUACCAAUGUGGAUUUAGUGACUAUUUUAUUUUCAUUGGGGUUACACAGUGUCCACCGUAAGGCAUUACCUCAUAUUCUGAAAUGACUGAACAUGCAGUUAAUAAUAGAUGUUGUCCUGCAAACAGCAUUGACAUAUAUGGUAUUUAACUUUUUCCCCUGUUGUUCAGACAGUGUCAGAUUGUUUUCAUUAGCCAGAGUCAAAUUACCAUCUCAGACUAUAAUGCUCUCCAUCAGGAUUUUCCAAGCCAAUUUCCAGAAACAAUAACCAUGGAUUGGCAUCACUUGUGGGUUUUCAAAUUCUUAGCCUAUUUUAGAAAACAUUGCAUCAUCUUUUCAAAGGUUUAAUAUCUGUACAGCUUUAGAAAUGAUCCUUCUUACACUAUCCCAUUUAACAGGACAGAACAUCCUCUCCAGUCACCCUGUCUUAAAUCAUGAUGGGGGUUGGAGGCGGGGGACUAGAUCCUAUAUAUGGGUCUGUUAUAAUAUAAAAAUCGUUUGGCUUCAUGCAAAGAAGGGAAAUGAUAUAUAAGGAUGGCACGUUGAACUAUGUUCACAGUGAGAUAUUUCUGGAAGUGCUCCUGAGCUUGUGCAAUGAUUUACAUGACAGUGCUGCCAUAGAGCAUCCAGUUUUGAUUUUCAGCCUCUUCCCUUGCACACAGAGAUUUCUCCAGAGUCUCAUCACCUGUUGGUGACACUGUAUUGUGAUAAUGAUGACGUUGAUGUCAUUUUGCAUAAUAUGCAGUGUCCCAACUUUUUCAGAACAAGGUUUGUAUACAUAAUGCUAGCAAAUUUAUUUUACAGGAAGGGCUUCCAGUAGUUUCUUCAACACAUGUCCAAUAUUUUAAUUGGAGAACUAAUAAAAGAAAGCAAACAAUGACAAAAACACACAAAAAGUUAUUCAGUUCAGUGGGAUAUUGUCUAAGAACAUACAUUUUUUGUAAUAUACUAUCUUUGAAUAGUUUUAGGGUUUAAACGAAUAAAUCAGUUGGCUAAAAAAAACAAAGUUUAGUUUUCUUUUGUAGAUAAAAACUUUUGCAAAACACAAAACAACACUGUCUGAUGUGUUGUUUACGAUUUUUCAGCAAUUUACAGAUUUCCAAAUGCACUUGAACGCU